This is a messenger RNA of Lathyrus sativus (Indian pea), 1404 nucleotides long. NCBI's taxonomy places the organism in Eukaryota, Viridiplantae, Streptophyta, Magnoliopsida, Fabales, Fabaceae. The record is from the annotation of a GenBank genome assembly.
AUGAGUAUGUCUUCAAUGUUACUCUUUUUCUUAGCUCAAUCUAAGUCUUGUUUCCUCUCUAUCAUUACAGCCUUUCUAAAUAUUCAAAUACUUUUUAAGUCUAAUUACAUUUUCUCACCCUUUCUAUGGUGUUGCUUAAUAGCAUCAAUAUCAACCUUUUCCUUAAAGAAAUGCUCAAAAAAAGUAUAUCUGGUAGAUUUUGCAUGUCAUAAACCUUUACCUAGUUGCAUUUGUAGUAAGGAAAGGUUUAUAGAAAACAUAAAACUUGCGGGAUGUUUUAGCGAUGAGAGCAUAAAAUUCCAAAGAAAAAUAAUUGAUAGGUCUGGAUUUAGUGACAAGACUUAUGUGCCAGAGGACUCAUUGAAAAACCCACCUAUUAUUUGCACUCUAAAUGCAGAAAAGAAAGAAACAGAAUCAGUGAUUUAUGCUGCAAUUGAUGAGCUUUUGUUGAAGACAAAAAUGAAGGUUGAGGAUAUUGAUAUUCUUAUAACAAAUUGUAGUGUUUUCAGUCCUUCACCUUCUCUAAGUGCUAUGGUUGUUAACCAUUACAAACUUAAGGAACAAGUUUUGUGCUAUAAUUUAAGUGGUAUGGGUUGUAGUGCUGGACUCAUAGCAAUUGACCUUGCUAAACAUCUCUUAGAGGUACAUCAAAAUUCAUAUGCAUUAGUAGUGAGCACAGAAAAUCUCAACAGUGGAGGGUACAAAGGAAACAACAAAUCAAUGCUUAUUACAAAUUGUCUAUUUCGUUUAGGUGGUGCAGCAAUCUUACUCUCAAACAUUUCUUCUGAUUCUUGCCGUUCAAAGUAUCUUCUUAAACACACGGUUCGCACACACACAGGUUCACAAGACACUUGUUACAAUUCAGUCCUUCAAAAAGAAGAUGAAACAAACAAAAUCAGAGGCAUAGCACUUUCCAAAAACUUAAUGAGUUCAGCUGGUUUAGCACUUAAAGAAAACAUCACCACACUUGGAAAAUAUGUUUUGCCUUUCUUAGAACAAUUCAAGUUUGCUACAACUUUUCUUGUUAAAAAGUACUUUAACAAGAAUAUGAAGGUUUAUACACCUGAUUUUAACUUGUGUUUUGAGCACUUUUGUAUUCAUACUGGUGGAAAAGCUGUUCAAGAUGAGAUGCAAAAAGUGCUUGGAUUAAGUGAUUGGCAAAUAGAGCCUUCAUGGAUGACACUUUAUAGAUAUGGAAAUACUUCAAGUAGUUCUGUUUGGUAUGUUUUGGCUUAUUGUGAAGCGAAGGGAAGAAUAAGAAAAGGUGAUAGGAUUUGGCAAGUUGCAUUUGGUUCUGGAUUUAAGUGUAAUACUGCUGUUUGGUGUGCAUUAAAAAAUGUUGAUCCAAUUGAGGAGAUUAAUCCUUGGAGUGAUGAGGUUCAUGAGUUUCCUGUUGAUGUUUGA